This is a messenger RNA of Emys orbicularis (European pond turtle), 822 nucleotides long. RefSeq names its product secretagogin, EF-hand calcium binding protein (gene SCGN). Gene Ontology annotation, molecular function: calcium ion binding. The coding region runs from base 1 to 822 and encodes 273 amino acids. The transcript is spliced from 11 exons. The record is from RefSeq and is a predicted model, not a curated record. Lineage: Eukaryota; Metazoa; Chordata; Testudines; Emydidae. Gene Ontology annotation, biological process: regulation of long-term synaptic potentiation; regulation of presynaptic cytosolic calcium ion concentration. Gene Ontology annotation, cellular component: synapse; nucleus; dendrite.
AUGGACAGCAGCCCCCUGGAGCAGCUGGACGCCGCCGGCUUCCUGCACAUCUGGCAGCGCUUCGACGCCGACGACAAUGGUUACAUAGAGGGAAAGGAGCUUGAUAAUUUUUUUCAUCAUCUACUGAAGAAACUGGGCACAUCUGAUGCCAUAACAGAGGAAAAGCUUCAGAGGGUGAAAGAACGAUUCAUGUCUGCCUACGAUGUCACUGCAGAUGGACGUUUACAAAUACAUGAGCUUGCAUAUAUGAUCUUGCCAGAGGAUGAGAACUUUCUGCUGCUUUUCCGACGGGAAACACCCUUGGACAACAGUGUGGAGUUUAUGCGGAUUUGGCGCAAAUAUGAUGCGGAUAGCAGUGGAUUUAUUUCAGCUGGCGAGCUCAAAGACUUCCUGGGAGAUCUCUUUUUGCAGCACAGAAAGAUGAUUCCUGAGGCAAAGCUGGAAGAAUACACUGAUACAAUGAUGAAGAUCUUUGACAAAAAUAAAGAUGGACGAUUGGAUCUGAAUGACCUGGCAAGGAUUUUGGCACUCCAGGAAAAUUUCCUCCUUCAAUUUAAAAUGGAUGCUUGUAGUAAAGAAGAAAGGAAGAACGAUUUUGAGAAAAUCUUUGCACACUACGAUGUUAGUAAAACAGGAGAACUGGAAGGUCCAGAAGUGGAUGGGUUUGUCAAAGAUAUGAUGGAGCUUGUCAAGCCCAGCAUUAGUGGUGUGGACCUGGAUAAGUUCCGUCAGAUUCUGCUCCAUCACUGUGAUGUGAACAAGGAUGGAAAAAUUCAAAAAUCUGAAUUAGCCUUGUGUCUUGGGCUUAAAAUGAACCCAUAG